UUCAUGGUGUUUAAAUCCUUCUCCUCAAAGUCCUACAUAGGCGCUUUCUACAUACUCCGCAUUGCAUAGCUAAUGGGCACAUUCGAUUCACAAACAACAUUCAUAGCCAUUUGAGGCACUACAAAAUCCAAAUAAGGAAAACCCAACUCUAAAUAUUCUGAACAAAACUCUCUAAGCAUCACAUUUGUGCCGAACCAAACAGGAAAAUCACACAAAGCAAACAAAUGAGCAUAAUAUCAAACUGCAAAUACUACCUGAAGAACAGGAGGAAGAAGAAGAAGAACAGAAGAAGGAUGAAGGACGCUUCUCGGGUGGCAUCUUGAAAGUCCCUUAGAACUGUUCACUGGUAAUUUUCUCGCCGUUCAGUCUCUGUGAAUGAUCUGGGUCCUUAUUUUCGGUGGAUUGGUAAGCAAUGGGUUCGUUCUGAGCUUUAUCAGUGGCUUCACACAGCAAUUCACACCCCGAAACCGGGACAAGAUUUUUUUCCUUCUGAAGUUUACAUGCGGGUUAAAGUAAGAGCUAGAAUAUAACGAUGUAUAUAUCAUUAUAACUUCAACUAAGACAACUAACCAUGUUUAACUGACUCUACGUCAUUAUAACUUCAACUAAGAUAUGUUUUGGAGUACUUAUUCUUCCUUCAACAUCAAUAGUUUCGUCUCCUCAUCUCACCUAAUCGUUUGUCCUCUUCUCAUCUGGUUGCUUGUCGUUGCUUAGCUCUCUCUUGCAUCUCACGCCAUUGGUAAGCUUAAAUUGUUUUUCCUCGUGGUUUCUAAUCUGUUCCCACCACCACGACUUUCUCUCACUCGAUUUCAUCUCCUUUAUUCUACAAAUCUCUCUUGGUGUAACUUCUCAUUGGCAUCGUAGAUCCACAUACCAAAAAAUGGACGUAACUCUAGGACACAUGCGGAUGGUCGCCCUAGCUCAAACUCUUUUUUUAGUUCCCUUUUAGUUCUACUUUUCAAAGAAAGUCAAGUCUUAUAAAAGACGUCAUUCUAUGAGGGAAGUCUCUGAGAGUCUUUGCAAGUUUAUUCCAAACAAAGCGAACUCCUUCUUUCUCGAUCUUCGUCAGAAAGAUGCAGAUAAGACGACGGCAAUAGUAAGAGUCACAAAUUCUAAGGUGGUCAGUAAUUGUUGGUAAUGAAAUUGGAUUUUGUAGGAGAUUGGACUUGAGCCAUUAGUUACUAAAAGAAUCAUUUAACUAAUAGGGAAAAGAACAUAAUAAGUGAACCCCACAUCACACAGGCUGAAGGGAGAAACGAGAAGCCAUGUGUCAGGGUGAUGCUUGUCCAAGUCACCAUGCAUCCCACUCUGAUUAUCCGACUCCAUGACAUGAGGAGCCAGUAUUUAUUAAAAUUACCUCAGAACCCUAAUCCCCCUUCUCCUUAGUCUCUUCCAUUCCGAUCGGAACGAACCCUAACACCCUUCUAACAUCAACAAGCACAAAAUCCCCUUUUCAUUUCUUCCUCCUCUGAAAUCAAAUCAUCAAUCAUACUAUUUCAACCAUGGUAUCCGAAAUCCUUCCCCACAAAUUUCCCUCUUCCUCCGAUCCCCAUUCUCAGCCCACCGCUUCUCACUCACUUGCAGUCGCCACUGAUUCAUCUCUGCCCAACACCACGCAACCCGUCGUCCAUCGCAAAUCCUCCACCGCUUUGUCCUCGUCAUCUUCGAGGGACCGCCACACCAAGGUCAACGGCAGAGGGCGCCGUGUCCGCAUGCCGGCUCUCUGUGCCUCUCGCAUCUUUCAGUUGACGUGCGAGCUUGGCCAUCGUUCUGAUGGUGAGACCAUCGAGUGGCUUCUCCGUCAGGCUGAGCCCUCUAUCAUCGCAGCCACUGGUACUGGGACUGUUCCGGCUGCUCCGAUCUCCACCGUUUCUUCGGUUAUGGCGUCGUCUGCUCCGUCGGUUGCUUGUAGGGUUCAGCCGGUGGCAGUGGCUGCUGCUGGUGGGCAGGGAAUGUUCGGGAUGCCACCGCCGAGCUGCCGUUUGAAUUUAUGCCAGCCGGCCGGGAUGGAUUACUCUAAUGGCGGGGAUGAUUACCGGUACAUGCCGUUCACUGCGCUUCUGUUGCAGCCGGCGACGGCGGACGAGGCGGAGGAGAGACAUGAGGCGGAGGAGAUCUUCAGAGAACAAUAGAAAAUUGAAAUGAUCAAACAGAACACAGACAGCAGUUUGAAAUUGCAGUAUGGAAAUCUUACCCUUUUUCCAGCCCUUCUUCGGUCACCUUCCUCUCAUUCUGGUUAUGGCUAGAAUUUGUAGAGGCAUGAAGAAACUGUAUAAUCUUCUACUGCAAUGGAAAUUCAUCUUUUUUUUUU
This is a messenger RNA of Cucurbita pepo subsp. pepo (vegetable marrow), 2311 nucleotides long. RefSeq names its product transcription factor TCP11. Gene Ontology annotation, cellular component: nucleus. The record is from RefSeq and is a predicted model, not a curated record. Lineage: Eukaryota; Viridiplantae; Streptophyta; Magnoliopsida; Cucurbitales; Cucurbitaceae. Gene Ontology annotation, molecular function: sequence-specific DNA binding; DNA-binding transcription factor activity.